Molecule: messenger RNA, 1537 nt
Organism: Belonocnema kinseyi
Lineage: Eukaryota; Metazoa; Arthropoda; Insecta; Hymenoptera; Cynipidae
Gene: tsl
Product: torso-like protein
Exons: 4
Coding region: 260-1300 (346 amino acids)
Source: RefSeq, a predicted model, not a curated record
GCAUUCAUCAGCGUUACCACGCCGAUUGCUGAUUCAAAAUCAGGAUCGCGCGCGAAAACCGUGCGAACCGAUCCAAACAGGUGCGCGAGUGUCACUUGUGCUCUGUGCCAUUAUUGUGAUAUUUUUAUCGAAAUGGUGCUGCGAUGUGGAUAUUAAGAACCUCUCAAGAUCAGCAACUGCAGAGAAAUCGAAUCCUGAUGGAUACCAUGGCCUGGACGUAGUCCUUCGCUCAGGUGUCACUGCGGGGAGAGGGAAGUAGAUGACCAGUUACGAGAUGUGGGAACAUGUGCGACUGAUCCUCGUGGUCGCGGUCUUUAUAUCCAGGGUACAGGCUACAAUGUCACAGAAACCGAGACUUGGUGGCGCCAUCAACGUCUUUAGUAGGUACGGCUACCUUACUAUCAGCAUGAGAGUGGUGCCCCGCAACGACACAGAGACCUGGAUUUUCCGGGAGCCAACUCUAGAUGUCUUUCAUAAUUUGCUCCCAGCGCCACCUAGACAACAAAGCAAAUCCGCGGCCGUCUUCGAGGGCGACUUUCACAUGGAGUUUUGCGAUAAUGUCAGGCAGCUCCUUCAAGCAUAUUUUCGAGAUUUCUCAUUCGAACGUCUCGAGAGGCCCUGGAGAGCAUUUACAGGAAGUUGGUCGAGGAACGCAAUAGCCAGACACCUGGGUAUCAACUCGUCAUUUAUAACUGGUGAUCAUUGUUAUGUUUUGGUGCGAGUGGCUCGUUUUAGAGAGAGUCAAAGAUUGAUGGGGGCCAUAGAUUCUUUAAUUCUGGACGAAGCGGUCGCAAAUGAAGCCAAUAAUAUUUCGAUCGGUGAUACUGCUAGUGUGGUUCGCUUCAUCAAGAAUUUUGGAUCGCACUACAUCUCCUCGUUUGUUACGGGGAAUUCCUUAUAUCAGGUAUUUGUCUACACGCCCCAGGUGUACCUUAGAAUAAAGGAGCGGUUGAAGUCCCGAGGCGUGGCAGAGCUCUCAAGCCUCGAAUUGAGCAACUACUUUUCGCCCUGGUACGCUGAGCACAUGGGUGCGAUCCAAUCGGCAAGUGGAAACCGCUCCGUGGAAGCAUGGGCCACGGAGCGACUCCGAGUCCAGUAUUACAUCUUCACCUACGCAAGCCUCCUGAAGCUCCACGGCGACGCGGCUCUUCUCCGCCAGCUUGACUCCCUCCUCGGAAACGAGGCCCUCCUGCAGCUCCAGCUUCGAACCCUGUCGCCGCACUUUAAUGAUCCAAAACGCAGAGACUGGUUCCUCGAAGUGAUCGACAACUACUUCAAACUCUGGGAAGUGAAUAUGUGAGAGUGAGAGGAGAAACCAAAGGUGCCUAGACACAAAUGACAAACGAAAAAUGACAAGCAGUCGCUGAUCGCUUCUGAAUAUUUUUUCAGAACACUUGUAAGACGUUUUCGAGACGAGUUUCGAGACUGAGAAGCAGGACGCGACGUACUAUAGAUACGGGAGGUGUAAUCGCUGUUAUUGCUAUAAAUAAGUAUUUAUUAUAUAAUCGUUAAUAGAAAACAUUUUAUACAAACCUUU